This is a messenger RNA of Orbilia oligospora ATCC 24927, 1719 nucleotides long. RefSeq lists its product as uncharacterized. The record is from RefSeq and is a predicted model, not a curated record. Lineage: Eukaryota; Fungi; Ascomycota; Orbiliomycetes; Orbiliales; Orbiliaceae. The transcript is spliced from 3 exons. The coding region runs from base 1 to 1719 and encodes 572 amino acids.
AUGGAAAUCCGUGAAGGUUGCCAUGCCAAUGAGCAACAAACAUCCUCAUUAAGUAACAGCCUCCAUGGCUUCUGUAUUCCAAAAACCUCUAUGGAUACUGGCAUCAGGUUCCAAAUUCAAGGUUAUUCGAUCUCGAUACUGUCUCCCCAUGAGAUUGGAACGCUGCUCCCAACUUCCGAACUUGCAACAUCUAAAAUGGAUUUCCAAAACGACGCCGACGAAACACCUCGCCCGAAUCGCAGGGUCCAACACAGAAUUCUGGGGCAACAGGUUUCCCGCCUAUCCUUCACCAGUCCCUCGCUCAUCGCCGAUGCCUCCUUUGCUUCCAGUUCCUCAAUCACUGUAAACUCCCUACUUAAUACCGAUCCGUUGGUGAUAAAUCCUGGCACACCAACUGGCGGAACGGACUUUUUUCGACGAUCAGAUAUAGAGCGGUCGUCAACAUCGGAGCCGGUUUCUCGUUCUCCAUCACCUCGAAAACGGCGGCACCCUUCCUCGGUUAGUCAGUAUGGUUCGGAAACUGUAGGCAAGAAAAGCAGUCGGUCAAAUAGUCGGCAUUCAUCGGCUAGCAGUAGAUCGGUUGCAUCAGAUGCUAGUACUGGUGUUCGAAGGAUUGAAUUUCCUCGAGGCGUCAAAGAGUGCGCCAAAAGAUACUACGGCAGCCGCUGCUGGCUUUGUGAACAUCCGCAUCGCAAACUAAAUAUCGCGCAUGUCGUCCCCAAAGCAGAUAUAGAGUUCGAGAGUCAUGUGUCAAGAGGUAUAUUACCGCUGACAGAGCUUCACGAUAUCAACAAUGCAAUUCCUUUAUGCGUAGCCUGCCACGACCCGUUCGACGCUAAACCUCCGGGGUUUAUUAUUCUUCCCAUCGACCUCGAGUGGUUUGUGGAAUUUGAACGAGCAGACUUUAGUGAUCGACAGCAGCUACUAAGGGAAGGCAAAUCUAGAUCUCGUAUAGCCCCUACAGGCCAGAUGUACCGUGCUCAUUUGGAACGGGAGGGAAAGCUGGCUAUUUUCCCUUCACCUGGCGCGAAGGGGGUGAACCGGUCCGUCACUCAGGAAUGCCAUGAUGAAGGGGGCUUAUAUGAAGUCUACAUGAGAACCGAUCAUUUAACGAACCAUUGGGAAGACGGAGAGAUCCUUGGGCUAUUUUUACAAGGAAAGGCUUGGCAUGGGAGUCCCACGGCCCUAAUACUACAUGCUGCUCGUGUUCUCGGCUAUCCUGGUCGUGGGCAGCCGUGGGUGAGUGAAGAAAAGCUUCGUCUAAUCUUUGAGCUCAUUGUAUUAUGGGGAAGGGAGCCGACAUCACCCCAAGAGAAGGAUGAAAGUUUGGAAAGUUCUGCUAGCGGGGGUGUGCCGCAACAGCCAAACCCAGGGGCCGAUGACCAGAGUCAGCAGGGCGAGGGUGAGCCCCCGCGCGGCCCACCAGGUUUUGACGACGGAUUUCAAGGUGGAUCCGCUGGGUCCGAGACUGCUGUUGGCACUGAAAGAGAGGGUUCUGGCUAUAACGAAUACAAAGGCCAUUCAACUACACCUGUGGAUUCAAAAUUGGGAGAUCGUUGGCAGUGGGGGCCUCUGCUGACCGCAAAUGAUGUCCAACAGCGUGAUAUUUGUGCCAAUGAGGAUCAUGAUUCAGGAAUUGCAACCUGGUUGAAAACGCAACGCGUUAACCUCGUCUUCACGGAAUGGCGACAACAAGCAAUCAUUGCCAAGGCCCUGUGA